AUGACAGUACAAUCCGUUUUGUUUUAUUGUAACCGCGCAGUAAUUAACAGGCGCUCAGUUCCUCGGACAUUGUUUACAGGACGCAGAUAAGCGCUUCAUCCCGGACUUGCGUUUCAAAACUGCUCCUCCUUACUGUUUCAUUUUAAGCUCUUGCAGCGAGGAGCUGCGAUGCGUUGUUCAAAACCUGUCUGACUUUCCUAGCGGACAUUUUAAUAAACUCAGGAGGUUAGAGGUGAUCGGGAAAAUCCUUCAACAGGCAAAGGGACGCGGCUGCAUAGUGGCUGUUUUUAUACGCCACGGGCUGUGCAGCGCUGUUUGAUAAACGGCGCGCUUAGAUCGUUAUAUUUCGCUGCUGCGCUUUUUUGCGACCGGGGACACUGCAUUUAUUUUCCCAGUUAAGAGACAAAAAAUACGGGUUUGAAGUAACAGUAAACAGGGAGAGAAGUGCAACUCCGGUCGAUUCCUCCGCGAGGGAAGAGAGUUGAGGAGCAGGGCAGCCCCCCUCCAAGGGGAGGAGCCUCUGCGCAGUGACGUACGCGGCUCCCUUCGCUCUGAUUGGUUGGCGGACGCAGACAGUAAUAUCGGGGAGGAGGAAAAUCCUACAGCCGCUGCGCGAGAGAAGGCACAUCGCGUCGGUGGGACGGCGGCAGCGGAGCCCCCCUUCCGUAAUGCGCCAGCUGAGAGAUUUGUAAGGAGUUUUUUUGUGCAUGAAAAAAAAGGAGAACAGGGAUUGCGUCUCUCUAUAUGCCACCCUGAUGUUAUCGCAGUUUUCGGGCGCAUCUUUCUGUAGCAAAAGGAUGAGAUGACAAAGAGGAAGAAAGUAUCCAGCAAAUGCAGGAUAAUUUCGCCGACCGGGUACCUGGAUCUUACUGUUUGAACUUCUUGUACUGUAUGAUGCUGGACGUGCGUUUGAUUGCAAAAGUCAACUUACAAUAAGGAAGAUAUACGCUUUGAGACAGUAGAAGGAUCUGGGAUUUUAAUAGUCUAGUCUGUUACGCUGUUUUUUUUUCUUUUAGUAAUUCGAGUGAUUGGUCAUAUUGUCAGCUAAUGACAACGGUUGCAGAUUGCCUCUAUGGCCGGAUCAUGAAGUGUUUGACGUUCUUACUUUUGCUUCCAGAAACGUUGAAAAAGAUUAAAAAAGGUGCGAAACGGCCCGGCAAGCUGCCAGCAUGCUAUGAGAUCGUGACUUUGUCCCUGAAGAAGAAGAUGGCUGCAGAAUUGUACCCUGCAAGCACAAACACCAACCUUCCUCACAGCGGCGCUGCCAUAGUGGCAGCUGGGAGCAAGAAGAGCAUCGUACAGGUGACAGAGACGGUGACGGCCGCAGCGACCACCACCACCCAGCAGAACAUCAGCAACAACAACGUAGAGCCGUGCAGCUGGCAGUCCUCGCACCCGACGCUGCGGGAGAGGAAUGCCUUGAUGUUCAACAACGAACUCAUGGCUGACGUUCAUUUCAUCGUGGGAGCCCCUGGUGAGGCGCAGAAGGUGCCUGCCCAUAAGUACGUGCUGGCAGUGGGCAGCUCUGUCUUUGGCGCCAUGUUCUACGGCGACCUGGCCGAGGGCGAAUCCGAAAUUCACAUCCCCGACGUGGAACCCGCCGCGUUCCUCAUCCUGCUCAAGUACCUGUACAGCGACGAGAUCGACCUGGAGGCCGACACCGUGCUGGCCACCCUGUACGCCGCCAAGAAGUACAUAGUGCCGGCGCUGGCCAAGGCGUGCGUGAACUUCCUGGAGACCAGCCUGGAGGCCAAGAACGCGUGCGUGCUGCUGUCACAGAGCCGGCUCUUCGAGGAGCCCGAGCUGACGCAGCGCUGCUGGGAGGUGAUCGACGCCCAGGCCGAACUGGCCCUGCGCUCCGAGGGCUUCUGCGAGAUCGACCGGCCCACCCUGGAGAUCAUCCUCACGCGGGAGACCCUCAACACCAAGGAGGCCGUGGUCUUCGAGGCCGUGCUGAACUGGGCCGCGGCGGAGUGCAAGCGGCAGGGGCUGCCCGUCACCGCGCGCCACAAGCGGAGCGUGCUGGGCCGGGCGCUGUACCUGAUCCGCAUCCCCACCAUGACGCUGGAGGAGUUUGCCGAUGGGGCGGCGCAGUCGGACGUGCUCACGCUGGAGGAGACCCACAACAUCUUCCUCUGGUACACGGCCAGCAUUAAGCCCAAGCUGGACUUCCCACUGGUGCACCGGACGGGCUUGGUGCCUCAGCGCUGCCACCGUUUCCAGUCCUCAGCCUACCGCAGCAACCAGUGGCGCUAUAGGGGGCGCUGUGACAGCAUCCAGUUCGCUGUGGACAAGCGCAUCUUCAUCGCGGGCCUGGGCCUGUACGGCUCCAGCGGCGGCAAGGCCGAGUACAGCGUCCGCAUCGAGCUGAAGCGCCAGGGAGUGACUCUGGCCCAGAACCUGACUAAGUUCCUGUCGGACGGGUCGAGCAGCACCUUCCCGGUGUGGUUCGAGCACCCGGUGCAGGUGGAGCAGGACACUUUCUACACAGUCAGCGCCAUCUUGGAUGGGAAUGAGCUCAGCUACUUCGGGCAGGAGGGCAUGACGGAGGUGCAGUGCGGGAAGGUAACCUUCCAGUUCCAGUGUUCCUCUGACAGUACCAACGGCACUGGGGUGCAGGGGGGGCAGAUCCCAGAGCUGGUGUUCUACGCGUGACGUCUUGACGGCCAACUCCCCAGCAGGGGAACCUGGGACGCGGACACAGUGGACACCAAUAAUGCUGAAAUAUUUUUCAUUCAUCUGAUGGAUGUUCUCUGGCAAACGUUUAGCCUGGGAAUGAUUGACGGUUUAAUUUAUUAAUGCUCUAACGUCACGCGCAGUGCUGGGACUCGCCGUCCUGCUGCUGGGGGACGAUGCCCAGUGCUGGGACUCACCGUCCUGCUGCUGGGGGACGAUGCCCAGUGCUGGGACUCGCUGUCCUGCUGCUGGGAGACGAUGCCCAGUGCUGGGACUCGCCGUCCUGUUGCUGGGAGACGAUGCCCAGUGCUGGGACUCGCCGUCCUGCUGCUGGGGGAUGAUGCCUAGUGCUGGGACUCGACGUCCUGUUGCUGGGAGACGAUGCCCAGUGCUGGGACUCGCCGUCCUGCUUCUGGGGGACGAUGCCCAGUGCUGGGACUCGCCGUCCUGUUGCUGGGAGACGAUGCCCAGUGCUGGGACUCGCCGUCCUGCUGCUGGGAGACGAUGCCCAGUGCUGGGACUUGCCGUCCUGCUGCUGGGGGACGAUGCCCAGUGCCUGUGCUGGUGCGUUUUGUACAGAAAUGAACGCUGCUUUGUUUAUGUGGGUGAAUGAGAUGUUCUUCAAUGGAGAGCACUUUGCAAAUAAUUUUUUAAAUGAGCCAAACCCCAUUUGGGGGUUGGGGGGGGCACAUGAGUCGAAAUGAUGGAGGUAGGGUCAUCCUUAGGGGUAAAGCUUCGUGUUUUCAGUGCCUGAAGCAAGUCAGACUGACGAUUGUUGACUCGUUCUAUUAAAUUGAUCAAAAUCGUGAAAAACAAUCGCCGAUCUUGUGGUAGACAUGCAAACUGAGUGUAAAAGAAUGAAUGGGCAUAUAAAAUGAUUGUAUGAAAUUAAAACAAGCGUGUUAA
Messenger RNA from Paramormyrops kingsleyae, 3582 nucleotides. RefSeq names its product BTB/POZ domain-containing protein 6-B-like. Gene Ontology annotation, molecular function: protein binding. The record is from RefSeq and is a predicted model, not a curated record. Gene Ontology annotation, cellular component: cytosol. Gene Ontology annotation, biological process: neurogenesis. NCBI's taxonomy places the organism in Eukaryota, Metazoa, Chordata, Actinopteri, Osteoglossiformes, Mormyridae.